AGGAAGAUUCGGGGGCUGAACGGUUGCGGAGGAAACGGCCGGAAGGGAAGGGAGGGGUUGUUAUGAGCUCCGGGCGGUGGUGGCAGCUCGGAGAUACACGGAGAUGAAUAGACGCAGGGACUAGGCAGUGGAGGCAGCGCUUCUCAGACUUCGUGCGCGUGCUGCCGUGUGCUCCCGUGCGUUCAGUAGCGGGCUGGAACGGCGUCGGCAAAGGUGAGGUGCUGUGUGUGCAUGUGUGUGUUUGUGUAUGUGAGAACAUGAUACCGGUUUGUUGGAUUAGAUGUGAAGUUGUGGAAUAAAUGACGACACCACAUUGUGUGAGAGAACAGAAGAUAAGAUUGUCAACGUUGUAUCGAAAACCUGCUCGCUCUCCUAAAAGUGGUGAUCAUGAUUUGUAAGUGGAAGUCGCUCCUGUCGCCCGGGCGAGAGAUGCACGCCAUCAAGAAGGGCCUGCUGUGGCAGCAGCGCGAUCGCCUCUUCUCGCGCUGGAAGGAGCGCUACUUCAUCCUGACGCGCGACUACCUGCACUGCUUCAAGCGCGCCACGGGCUCCGCCGAGAACCGCAUCUCCGACAUGGGCCAGUUCAUCUUCAAGGUGAAGCUGGUGGAUGUGGAGCGCGUGGAGUGGGUGAACCGGCGCACCUACAGCGCCGUGGUGCUGACGCUGGGCCGCGACGGCCGGGUGCUGCUGCGGGCGGCGGAGGGGCUCGAGGACUGGUUCGAGCUGCUCGAGGAAUGUACCCUUGCAAGCAAGGAGCGACGUCAAAUGUUGCGCAAGUCACAUGACCCCAGCUGGCCACGAACUGAUAAUUUCAAUAACAACUCCAUAGCAAGUAAUCUGGAAGACUGGCUCUUAGCUAGGCAAAAGAUAGUAUUGCAUUAUUAUUAUUAUUAUUAUUAUUAUUAUUAUUGA
Molecule: messenger RNA, 912 nt
Organism: Gryllus bimaculatus (two-spotted cricket)
Lineage: Eukaryota; Metazoa; Arthropoda; Insecta; Orthoptera; Gryllidae
Source: the annotation of a GenBank genome assembly